This is a messenger RNA of Dermatophagoides pteronyssinus (European house dust mite), 1213 nucleotides long. Its product is annotated as serine/threonine-protein kinase stk11-like. The record is from RefSeq and is a predicted model, not a curated record. Gene Ontology annotation, molecular function: ATP binding; protein serine/threonine kinase activity. Gene Ontology annotation, biological process: regulation of autophagy; peptidyl-serine phosphorylation. Gene Ontology annotation, cellular component: cytoplasm. Lineage: Eukaryota; Metazoa; Arthropoda; Arachnida; Sarcoptiformes; Pyroglyphidae.
AACAUUUACUGUGAAAUCAGAAAAUUUAUUACAUGAUAUAAUGAAAAAAUCAUCAUCCGCAUCAAAAAAUGAAAUGAUCGAUAUAAAACAGGUUGAAAAUUUGGAUGAUGUUUUCCUAAUCGGAUCGCAAGAAGAAAUUUAUCGUUUAAAAAUACAUAAAUAUAAAGAAAUUAAACAUUAUAUUAAAGGUGAAGUAUUAGGUCGAGGAAAAUUUGGUGUUGUACGUGAAUUUAUUGAUAAAAAAACGCUGAAACGUUAUGCAGGAAAAAUUAUUCGUACAAAUAUAUUGAAAAGAAAUUCACAUUUACGUCAUCAGAUUAAUAAAGAAUUAGCCAUUACAUAUCAUUUUAAUCAUCCAAAUGUAUUACGUGUUUAUGAUCUAUAUGCAACAAGUAAAAAAAUCUAUAUGUUUAUGGAAUUUUGUUAUGGUGAAUUGGCUGAAUUUCUUAAAGUUUAUAAAUGUUUACCAAAAUCACAAUGUAAAGACUAUUUUGUACAACUAAUCGAAGGUCUUAGCUAUUUACAUUCACAUGGUAUUAUACAUCGUGAUAUAAAACCGGAAAAUAUUCUUGUUACACCAUAUGAUAUAAUCAAAUUAGCUGAUUUUGGUGUUUGUCAAGAAAUAUCAAUAUUUAAAUUAGAUGAUAUGGUAUUUGGUAGUGAUGGUACACCAUUAUAUCAUCCACCUGAAUUAUUUCAUCCAAAAAUUAUUCAUUAUUCAGGUACAAAAAUUGAUAUUUGGGCUGCUGGUGUUAUAUUAUAUCAAAUGUUAACUGGUGAAUUGCCAUUUUUUAAUCGAACAAAUACAACCGAACGUGAUAUUGAUGAAAUAUUAACCGAAAAUGUUCAAUAUCCAUUAUCGCUUAAACAAGAUGUAUUAUUAAUCGAUUUAUUUAAUGGAAUAUUUGAAAAAGAUUUUCGACAUCGUAUGUCGAUAAUGGCCAUUAAAAAUCAUCCAUGGAUGCAAAUCGAUUAUAAUCGUCAACGUGAUGAACCAUUUGUUAAACUACCAACAGAUAAUUUAACAAUUGAUUGUUAUCGUGGUUUAACAGUAUUAACUAGAAUUUAUAAUAAAUAUUAUCCACCACCAUCUGAAGAAAAAUUAGUAAAUUUUCGUCAAUUUCAAGAUUCAUUAAAAAUAUUACCAUUAAUGCGUUCAUCACGUUAUAUACAAGAUCCAAGAAAAAUUAAUUUGAUGGCAGCAAAUGUUUAA